UCCUCCCAAAAAAAUAUCUUGUUUUCGUACCAAAAUAUUCAAACUCAUCUUCCCCAAAUCAAAUCCCCCAAAUUCAAAUCUCCAUUAAAUUAUUAUAAUCACCAAUUCAUAUUAUAUACCAUCCGUUGAAGAUAAUUAACGCGUCUUGACUCACUCAUCAAACAUGUCGUUGACUCCCACUGUUAACCUCAAUGAUCAAGAUCAGAUCGCCAAAUCAACAACAGGUGAAAUUCAUGUGAUCGUCGGGCCAAUGUUUGCCGGUAAGACUACAACUCUUCUUCACAGGAUCAGAUCUGAAGCCACUAAUGGCAGGAAUAUAGCACUGAUAAAAUCAAGCAAGGAUACCCGAUACGCGAUCGAUUCGGUCGUGACUCAUGACGGAACCAAGCACCCCUGUUGGCCACUCUCUGAUCUGUUGUCUUUCAAACAGAAAGUUGGAGAAGAAGCUUAUGACAAGCUGGAUGUUAUUGGGAUUGAUGAGGCACAAUUCUUUGGUGAUCUUUAUGACUUCUGUUGUAAAGCUGCUGACCAUGAUGGGAAAACAGUUAUAGUUGCAGGUCUUGAUGGUGAUUACUUAAGAAGGAACUUUGGUCCUGUUCUUGAUGUAGUACCACUUGCUGAUACUGUAACUAAAUUAACCGCUCGAUGUGAAUUAUGUGGCAAACGGGCCCAUUUCACCUUCAGGAAGACCGACGAGAGGAAAACCGAACUUAUAGGUGGGGCAGAUGUAUACAUGCCUGUCUGUCGUCAACAUUAUGUUAACGGACAUACGGUGAACAAAGGCGUUGCUUGACUACAUUCGACUCGAUGGUUGUCUUGGCUUUUACAAAACUGUUGUCGUCAACAUUAUGUUAACGGACAUACGGUUGGUUUGAUGUGUUGUACGUUUGUAACUAUGCUACUUUGUAGUUUUUGGUUUUGGUUUUGUCUGGUGUGUAAACGAGCCGAAUGUUCAAUAAACCAUUGGUGAACUAUUCCACAUGAA
Molecule: messenger RNA, 985 nt
Organism: Helianthus annuus (common sunflower)
Lineage: Eukaryota; Viridiplantae; Streptophyta; Magnoliopsida; Asterales; Asteraceae
Product: thymidine kinase
Exons: 5
Coding region: 164-793 (209 amino acids)
Biological process (GO): thymidine metabolic process
Molecular function (GO): ATP binding; thymidine kinase activity
Source: RefSeq, a predicted model, not a curated record